AUGGAGGCAGGAGCUCAAGCGGAAGCCGCGUCGUUCAAUGAUGUGAUCGACGAAUCGCCUCGCCUUCGCCUGGACCACGAGCGAGAGUACAUAUCUCACGAGCUCGUUGGCCCCUCCGCCACGUCUGCUUAUGCGGACGGCUCCGCUGGUCCGUAUUCCGCUUACGCCGACCGCGAUCAGUACCCCGUAGCAGCAUCACCACGCGAUCCAAAAUUUACAGCAAGCAGUUCGAACCUAAUGGAUAACUCCUGGGCCGACGAUAACUUCGACACCAGGUGCGCGCCUCACGCGAGUGCGGCGUCACUGGUGCCGCAGGUGCAGUCGGAGGACGAGUGCGUGGAGGACCUCCGGGGCUUCCCCGCAUUCGACGUCAAGCAGCACGACGUGCGCCUCUUCGCAUGCCUGGCGCACCGCUUCCUGCAGCCGUGGAUGGGCAUUCCGGGAAUCACGGAGGGGCUGGGAGCCCGAGGCAUGAUCGCGCCGGGUCUGCUGAACGCCAUGGCGAAGGUUGGCGGGGUGAUGUCGUGCUCCGGCCACGUGCGCAUAGUGAAGGGCGCCAUCUACUUCCGCUAUGGCGGGUUCGAGUUCGAGUGGUACCGCAUGCGGCGCUUCGUGGUGUCCAUUCUGAUGAUCCAGGAGGCCAUUCGCAUGUACGGGCUCACCUCGCUCAACGCCGAGUUCUUUCUCAACACGUGCGACCUGCCCGCCAGCACUGCUGGGUCACGCGCCAGUGAGAAGGCCGGGAUGCCCAUCUUCAGCCCGCAGGGGUCGCUAGGGUUUGUGGAUAUUCUCUACCCCGACCCGGUGGACCUCUCCAUGCACUAUUACAGCGAAAACAGCGGCACGAUGCCGUGGGAGCGGAAGAGGAGCAAGGCAGUGUUUAGAGGUGCUGCCACAAACUUCAAGAUCAACCGGCCCUAUCAGUGGAGAGGCAGUCCUAGGUUUAGACUGCACCGCAUGUCGGAUGUGCGGCCUGACCUCCUGGACGCCCGCAUUAUGCGACUCCACGCCGCAAAAUACAAAGACCUUUUGUGGAAGGACAAGAUCGUGAAGGGCAGGGCGUUCAAUCGGUCGCAGCUGCAGUCGUACAAGUACGAGCUUGUAGUGGAUGGAGGUUCAGGAACGUGCCGUACAUGUGGAGUCAUGGCCAGUGACCAACUGAUGAUCAAGCAAACGUCAGAGCUGUACCAGUUCUUUGGUCCUCUGCUCUGUCCCUUCCGUCACUUCCUGCCCACGGCCCGCUACUUUGGGGACCUCUUCACUCGCAUUGAGUGGGCUCGGGCUAAUGAUCAGCAAGCACGGAAGAUCAACAAGGAGGCCAACAAGGUUGCAAGCAUUGCGUGCAGCUGGGAGGGAAGGCGACUUUAUUGGGCCAUUCUCCUUGUCAAAUACUCGGCAAGUGCCAUGGAGGAUCCCAGCAAGGUCAAGGCACCUGAUCAGCUAUUUGAAUGCAAGGAUCCACCGGCGCAGCAGGAUAUUGAGCCGCGACGUACUGCCAAGGACAAGAGGCCGACCCCUCCUCUCUGGCCAGCGUACUGCAGUUCGCCUGAAGAGGAUGCCAAUCAAUCUCCAUCAGUCGCGCAGGUGGCUGCAUCUCCAGCAGUCCUGUUCCUGGAUCAAACUCAAGGCUCUUACUUCAACCGCGCUUCUGGAUCUGCAGAGUUAGCGGCUCUUUCAACGACUGCAACAGCUGCAGCCACCGCUGCUUUGCUUGGUGUGUCUGUUCCUCCCAACAGUGAUGCUGGCAUUUCUGCUCAGUUGAACUCGUUGCUGAUUCCGGAUCCUUUCAAUCGUCCCCGAUCAGUUUUCCUUCUCAAUCUUCCGGGAGUUGAUUUUUCCGUGUACAGCAAUGUCACAACUGGCUCAGUGCAAGUGGUACAGUCCCGCGUGCUUGCACCCACCUCGGGGGUCGUUGCUGAAUAUGUGGCUGAUGAGCUCGAAGCAGAGAUGAUCGCUCUUUACAGAUCUGCCAGGUUGGAAGGAUUGAAGGUGGAUGUUGCUACCUGCGGUUGGAGAAACGCUGAUCUGGACGUCGCGGUUGAGAGCGCUGUUGCUGCCUCGCCGUGUGACGACGUUUGCCUUGAGCUCCUGAUGUCUCCGGCAUCAGUGGGGGAUGAGGCGUCGCAGCAGCUGCGCCGUGUUCUGAACACUGCGUUUGAUGCCAAUAAGGAUUCUGAUUCCAACUUUUUGGCGAAUCUGGCAUGUGUUGUAAGGGCCAUGCGCUCUGCCAGCUACGAUUCAGCAGAAUUAGCUGCUCAUCCGCAUCUGCUCGUUGCAUCUCUCGCUGGGUUUCAGGAGAAACAGGACCCUCAGUUUGCAUCAGCACGCUUGGCUUUCGUCCUUGCUACUAUUUCUGCCCACAUGUCUUCUCUCCGAUUAUCAGACAAGGGAUCAGUAGUCGCAGAAGUGGUGCUGGCGGGAGCCUCUUCAGCGCAGGCAGCGCCACAUCUGUUGCUGCAGCAGUUUGUGUUGUCGGGAGAUCAGCGUCCAGGAGCUCGUCAGCUCCGUGGUGUGGUGGCUGCCUCCCAGGUCGCACAGGCACAGGGGUUGGAGACCCCUGCUGAAGUCCUUUCAACUGCCAUCCUCGUUGCAACUGUCAUUCUGCUGAUUGUUUCGCUGGUCCUCGCUACUGGCUACCUCUUCAACAUGCCCCUCACCCGUGACACCCUCUUGUACUCUGGUGGGCCGAAGAUUGAUUGA
Messenger RNA from Closterium sp. NIES-65, 2700 nucleotides. NCBI's taxonomy places the organism in Eukaryota, Viridiplantae, Streptophyta, Zygnematophyceae, Desmidiales, Closteriaceae. The record is from the annotation of a GenBank genome assembly.